AUGGGGUCCGAAUCCACUCUCAGACUUCCUGUCAUAGAUUUCUCCAACCUUGAUCAAAAAGUACACACUCCCGAGUGGGACUUGGUGAGAACCCAAGUCCUUGAAGCACUCCAAGAGUAUGGUUGCUUCGAGGCUUUGUUCAGUAAAGUCCCCCUAGACCUUCGAAAGGCUCUUUUGGGUGCAACAGAAGAGCUGUUUGACCUCCCUUUACAAACAAAGCUGCGUAACAUUUCUAAAAAACCCUAUCAUGGCUAUGUUGGGCAAUACCCUAUGGUGCCACUAUAUGAGAGCAUGGGCAUUGAUGAUUCAAACAUCUCUGAGAAAGUUGAGAGCUUGUCAAAUAUCUUCUGGCCUGAAGGAAACCCAAGUUUUAGCAAUACCAUACAAUCAUUCUCCGAGAGACUAUCAGAAUUAGAUCAAAUAGUCAGGAGGAUGAUUUUGGAAGGCUUGGACCUUGAGAAAUACCUAGAGGAACACAUGGGGUCAACCAAUUACCUUCUUCGGGUCAUGAAAUAUAAAGGGCCUCAAACCAGUGAGACCAAGCUUGGACUGACCGCUCACACAGAUAAAAACAUAGUGACCAUAUUGUAUCAAAAUCAAGUUGAGGGGUUGGAGGUAGAGACCAAAGAUGGUGAAUGGAUCAACGUCAAACCCUCUCCAGACUCUUUCACUGUCAUGAUCGGUGAUUCUCUACUGGCAUGGACAAACGGCAGGCUGCACUCUCCAAAUCAUCGAGUCAUGAUGACCGGAGAUGAGGCAAGGUAUUCAACUGGAUUGUUCUCAAUCCCCAAAGCAGGUUACAUCAUUGAAGCCCCGAAGGAGCUAGUUGAUGAGGAACACCCUUUGCUCUUUAAGCCCUUUGAUCAUGUUCAGUUCCUCGGCUACUACUACACUGAGGCUGGUCAGAAAGCCAAGUCUGCUUUGAGGAAUUAUUGUGGAAUAUGA
This is a messenger RNA of Quercus lobata, 945 nucleotides long. Its product is annotated as probable 2-oxoglutarate-dependent dioxygenase AOP1. The coding region runs from base 1 to 945 and encodes 314 amino acids. The record is from RefSeq and is a predicted model, not a curated record. The transcript is spliced from 3 exons. Lineage: Eukaryota; Viridiplantae; Streptophyta; Magnoliopsida; Fagales; Fagaceae.